Messenger RNA from Desarmillaria tabescens, 948 nucleotides. RefSeq lists its product as uncharacterized. The record is from RefSeq and is a predicted model, not a curated record. The transcript is spliced from 2 exons. The coding region runs from base 1 to 948 and encodes 315 amino acids. Lineage: Eukaryota; Fungi; Basidiomycota; Agaricomycetes; Agaricales; Physalacriaceae.
AUGACCUCGGUGCAGUCCCGCAUACAUGCCUUUGAGUCUCUGUCCAAUAAUGCCUCCUCGUCGACGUCACCGUCGUCGGCGUCGCUCAUCGACCUCAAAGACUGGGUCGUCGACGUCACGCCCAUCGUCGACGUCGCUCCCCCUCUACCUCCUCGCACUCUCAAGCCCCCAGUAACACACACAUAUCCACCAAAACACACCUCAGCGUCGUCCAUCUCGUCCUUCCAUUCUGUCUCUCUCGACGGCCAGACAUCGACCGACGGUGACUCUAUAGACGACUCGUCAUACGAAAAUGUGUCGCCAAUACAACCGACGCCGCCGAAGCUGCCCAAAAGACCACCCUCAGCAUCAUCGACACUGACGAGCACGACGAGCACGACACGUCGACCUCCGCCGCCACCGCCGCCUGCUUCAUCAUCACGCUCUUCUAUUACAUCCACACGACCGUCGUCUCGUGCGUCAUCGACCUCCUUUGCCCCCUCUCUUACCCGUCCCACGCCCAUACCACCUGCCGCUCGUGCUCGCUAUACCUCAGUUUUUGACCGCAAUAUCUCACAACGAAACCUAGCACGCCAGCAGCGUAAAGCCAAGCCUCCACCGACACUACCAUUUCUCUCACCACGCAAGUCCCGGCAGGCCGCUGGAUGGCGCGGACUUUCCGUUGAUCUCAUAACAGGCUCAGACGACCUGCCCGCUGCCGAGUCUGACUCGGAAGAUGAUUCCCCGCUAACGCUCCCACCACACAUUGUGAAGCUUAUAUGGAGAAAAUCUCGUUUGGAGGAUACCAAAUUGGCGCAGAUAUGGACGGAAUGUACUCAGGGCCAUCUUAGAUCCCAGCCUGGUCUAACGAAAGACGAGUUUGUCAGCGGAAUGUGGAAGAUUGACGAAGAGCUGCGUAGACGGGGUAAUCCCCCAAAAGGCCGCAUGGCUCGAACCCGCUAUGGAUAA